Messenger RNA from Eutrema salsugineum, 2207 nucleotides. RefSeq names its product putative pentatricopeptide repeat-containing protein At1g02420. The coding region runs from base 141 to 1625 and encodes 494 amino acids. NCBI's taxonomy places the organism in Eukaryota, Viridiplantae, Streptophyta, Magnoliopsida, Brassicales, Brassicaceae. The record is from RefSeq and is a predicted model, not a curated record. Gene Ontology annotation, molecular function: protein binding. The transcript has a single exon.
GAGUCCAAACGCAGUAUUGUUCUGGUUUGUGAAUAGUCUUCUGAUACAGAGCUUCGGUUACCGGCAAUCUGAGUUUCUUCUCCUAUUUUGAGCCAAGUUCAGGUCUUUGUAAACGGUAUUCGACGAAUCUCACUGCUGAAAUGAGGAUGAUACUCAAGCCGUUAUCUUCUCAGUGCGUUUCUCGCUUUUCCAACCUCCGGCUCUCUGCAUCGUUUCUCCACAGCGUGGCGAUAUCUUCGAAUGAGAAGCUUCCUGCAGAGGAAGCCGAUGACGCGGAAACUGUUUUCCGAAUGAUCAAUGGAUCAAAUCUGCAAGGAGAACUCAAGGAAUCGUUGAGCUCUAGUGGAAUCCACUUGUCCAAGGAUUUAAUCGAAAGGGUUUUGAAGAGGGUGAGGUUUAGUCACGGAAACCCUCUGCAAGCCUUGGAAUUUUACAGGUACGCUGGUGCUAGAAGAGGGUUUUAUCAUUCGGCGUUUUCUCUAGACACAAUGCUCUAUAUCCUCGGUAGAAACCGAAAGUUCGAUCAGAUUUGGGAGAUUUUGAUUGAAGCUAAGAGAAAGGACCGGUCUUUGAUAUCGCCGAGGACGAUGCAAGUGGUUUUAGGUAGAGUAGCUAAGUUGUGUUCCGUUAGACAAACAGUCGAAUCUUUCUGGAAGUUUAAGAGAUUGGUUCCUGAUUUCUUCGACACUGCUUGUUUCAAUGCUCUCUUGAGAACUCUUUGCCAAGAGAAGAGUAUGACCGAUGCUAGAAAUGCGUAUCAUACCUUGAAGCAUCAGUUUCAGCCCGAUUUGCAGACUUUUAACAUACUUUUAUCUGGUUGGAGAUCGUCGGAAGAAGCUGAAGCUUUCUUUGAGGAAAUGAGAGAAAAGGGGCUAAAACCCGAUGUGGUUACGUACAACUCUUUGAUUGAUGUGUAUUGCAAGGACAGAGAGAUGGAGAAAGCUUAUAGGUUGAUAGAUAAGAUGCGGGAGGAGGAUGAAACUCCAGAUGUUAUAACUUACACGACCGUUAUAGGCGGGUUGGGGUUAAUCGGACAGCCUGAUAAAGCUAGAGAUGUUUUAAAGGAAAUGAAAGAGUAUGGAUGUUAUCCUGAUGUUCCGGCUUACAAUGCUGCUAUCAGGAAUUACUGCAUAGCGAGGAGGCUAGGGGAUGCUGAUAUGUUGGUGGAUGAGAUGGUGAAGAAGGGUUUGACUCCGAACGCGACCACUUAUAAUCUGUUUUUCCGUGUUCUAUCUUUGGCGAAUGAUUUGGGACGGUCUUGGGAGCUGUAUGAGAGAAUGUUGGCGAAUGGGUGUUUGCCGAAUACUCAGUCUUGUAUGUUCUUGAUUAAGAUGUUUAAGAGACACGAGAAAGUGGAUAUGGCGAUGCGGUUGUGGGAAGAUAUGGUGGUGAAAGGCUUCGGUUCAUAUAGUUUGGUUUCUGAUGUCCUUUUGGAUUUGCUUUGUGAUUUGGCUAAAGUCGACGAAGCUGAGAAAUGUCUGCUGCAGAUGGUUGAGAAGGGGCAUAGACCGAGUAACGUCUCUUUUAAAAGGAUUAAGUUGUUGAUGGAGCUAGCAAAUAAGCACGAAGAGCUUGAUAACUUGAAGCAGAAGAUGGCUAUUUUCGGUACAGAGAUUCCUCGUUGAAAAAAUGUUACAUUCUCCCAGCAUUUUUCAAGAGCCAGUCAAGUCCUUCGUGUAAACCGGCACCACAUAGUGCACAUGAGCUUUGAACAUGCCUAGACAAACCCAAAAUUGAAAACACGAUAUCAUCAGAUUAGGCCAAGGAUUGGAGGAGUCCUAAAAAAGAUUAACUUUUUACCAGUUUCUUUGCCAGUUUCUUUGACGAAGAGAAGCAAGAUCAAGUUUGUUACUGAUCUCAGAAGCAGACAUAGCACCAGGAACCUCAGACUUGUUCCCAUAUACAAGAACAGCCACAUUGUCCGGUACACUCCCUCGUAUCUAUUACAUAUGGCAUCAAAACGUUAGAUUAUAUGACUUGCUCGAUGUUUUGAAGACAUGUUGUUUGUUACCUCAUCAAUCACCAUGUUAAGAAAAUCCUUAGCCUCUUCAAUUCGAUCUCUGUCUGUGCUAUCUACUACAAGUACAAGCCCUGAUACUUCUUGGAAGUAAUGUCUCCAUAGUGGAAGCAACUGUAAUAUGUUUUUUAGAAUAAACCCAUCAUCAUCAAGUUAUGAUCUUAAUGCUUCUAAAGUUAACAACUUUCAA